AAUUUAGCACGGCGUUUCCAUUCGUAUGCUGUUCACUAUAUCUAUUUUGUAAUUUUACCUGUAUACCAGUGUCUAUCUAACUUGCAAAAGUGAAUUAAGUGUAGGCUAAAUUAAUUUGUAUUCCAACGCACUGGAUUGUUUUGUUGGAGCCACUUCUGCUUGAUUACAGUCAAGCUGUUUUGAACACUACUGGCUACUGGCUUGAGAACUAGUUUAUUUGGGGGUGAAGCAAGCGGAAUUUAUCAUGGUGGGCUGAGUGCCAAAUGGAGGCGCGACAUAUAGAUUCAGUCCUCUGGAGUCGCGCGCAGCUCUCAGGAUAAUCUCCAGACGGGACAUUUAAAACUCUCGCUGCUGUUGCUUCAUUCGGGUCGCUUCAGACUGAAACUUGUGGUCUGCAAGCAUGGCAGGCAUUCCCAAAGCUUUUACUUUUGUGUUCAUAGGCUUUCUAAUAACUGUAAUCUCAGGAUUAAGAGCCAACUCUCUGCAGCAGGUUUUCGUGAAGGAUAUUGUAGCUGUUUACGGAGAAAACGGUUCACUGGAUCUCAAUGGCAUUAACAGUUUAUUGGAGACAAUUGUGCAAGACAAGCCUUUGGAUCCGAACAUUCCUCUGCAUGCUCAGUGUGUGUCCGGAGAAGAUAUUCUGGUGCAUUAUGGGCUUCAGAACCUCUCUCAUCUAACAGAGGAACAUCUGGUCACUGUCUGCCCGGCUCUGCUCAACCAAGCAGUGCUGCCACCCUGUUCAAAAGAACCCCCGGUCCUCACUGACCCCAGAGAACUUCGUGUCUGGGGAUAUGGCUUCUUGGCUGUUACCAUCAUUAAUCUGGCCUCACUGCUGGGUCUGACUCUCGUUCCCGUCACUAAAAAGCCCUACUUCCCCAAAGUGCUCACCUACUUCAUUGGUCUGGCUGUUGGGACGCUCUUCUCCAAUGCUGCUCUCCAACUUAUACCCGAGGCCUUUGGGUUUGACCCGAAAGCAGACGGUUAUGUUUUCCAAGCUGUUGGGAUCUUUGGUGGAUUCUAUGCGCUGUACUUUACCGAAAAAAUCCUUAGGAUGGUCCUCAGACCAGACCGUGAGCACGGCCACGGACACAGUCACUUCCUUCCCUCAGAGAGCGUCCAACAGAAUGGCGUCGUCAUUACGGCGAACUCUGACUUCAACUUUGCCAGCAGCGACAAAGCCAGCAUAACCUCUGACCCCCCAGUGGAACAGGGGUCUUGCAGAUGGCUCAGAGGAAGACGGCUGUCCAGCGUGAAGACAGUGGCAUGGAUGAUUUCCCUGAGCGAUGCUCUACACAACUUCAUUGACGGACUGGCCAUCGGCGCCUCGUUCACAGUGUCUAUUCUCAAUGGCUUUAGCACCUCUAUCGCUAUCGUCUGUGAGGAGUUCCCUCACGAGCUGGGCGACUUCAUUAUCUUGCUGAAUGCAGGGUUGAGCAUUCCACAGGCUGUCUUCUUCAACCUGCUGUCUGCGAUGUCCUGCUAUGUGGGCCUAGUCCUGGGCAUCUUGUUGGGCAACGCUUUUGCCCCCAACAUCAUCUUUGCCUUUGCUGGUGGCAUGUUCCUUUACAUAUCCUUGGCUGAUAUGUUGCCUGAAAUGAACAUGAUUGCCAGUGAACAAGUGCAGAGCACGAAGGCCGAUAUCAUUUUUUUCACAAUCCAAAAUGCUGGAAUUCUGACAGGAUUUACCUUGAUUCUUCUCAUCACAUUGUAUGGUGGGAACAUUAGCCUGGGCUGAGCCCUUGGUACAUACUGCCCUUUCAUUCUGUGCCUUUCCUGUGCACUUCCCAUUCCAGAUGAUACUCUCAUUUAAGCUAUUUAUUUGAGAAAAAACUACUUCAAACUAUUUUUAAAAUCAUUUAUACUGAGGAAACUUGAAAAUCAUUAGGUGUUAAGUAAUUUGAUGAUUUGUAUAAGCUGAUAAUUCUCAAAAUGUACAAUUCUAGCCAUUUUAUACUGUUGUAAAUAAACUGUACUGACCUACUAAUCAUGUAUAUUUUGGUGCAUUUGGUGCUAACUGAAUGAUCAAGUUUGUUACUUUGUAAAAUAGGAACUUCUAAUAUCAUGCAAAAUAAAAACACAGAACAGAACUGUAUUAAAAAGUC
Molecule: messenger RNA, 2102 nt
Organism: Ctenopharyngodon idella (grass carp)
Lineage: Eukaryota; Metazoa; Chordata; Actinopteri; Cypriniformes; Xenocyprididae
Product: metal cation symporter ZIP8
Exons: 9
Coding region: 401-1735 (444 amino acids)
Biological process (GO): zinc ion import across plasma membrane; intracellular zinc ion homeostasis
Cellular component (GO): membrane
Molecular function (GO): zinc ion transmembrane transporter activity
Source: RefSeq, a predicted model, not a curated record